UUCCAAAUCUCUCCAGAGUAGCGCUGGAGUAGCUGAGAACCUGGGCGUUAUUGACGGAGUGAAGUGCGCUAUGAUUAGAUUUUUUUCUCAAAUAUUCUAGGUAUUGUAGCGCCACCUAUUUAUGGUUUUUUGUCGGACACUUUUUGGUAUAUGGAGAUUCUGUUCCUUGCCUCUACCUUCCAUAAAACAGAUUUUGACUAGAGACAAAUUCGUAAUAAAGACUGUUAAUUUAUCUAUACUGAUCUCUCAACGUUAAAUUGCCUACACGAGCCCAGGAAGACAUUCAAGGAUUGUACGCCGCUUGAAAAUGACGCCGACUGCUGUGUGGAUUUUAAUUUGCUUAAGUGCGCAGGUCAUCGGUCAGCCAAAGCUGGUGAUAGACCAUGACGGUGGGGUCGACGACGCCAUCGCGAUCUUUGAAGCGUUGCUCUAUGAACAAUAUUUCAAUGGUCCGCAGCUGCUGGCUAUAACGACCACCCACGGCAACGUGCCCGAAGACCAGGCGUUCGUCAACACUCAAAGAAUCCUGAACGUCGCUAAGAGACAAGAUGUGCCAAUCUACAGGGGUAGCAACAACUCCCUCAUAAUCGACGUACCAUCGGACAGUUUUUUCGGCACCGACGGCCUUGGAGACAUGCAACCCAGACGUAUACGGCCCAUACCAGCAAGACCGGGGCAUGCGGCACUAGCACUCAUCGAAUUGACUAAGAAAUACCCUGGUGAAGUGAAGGUGGUAGCUGUGGGGUCUUUCACUAACAUCGCUCUGGCCAUUCGGUUGGAUCCCACAUUCCUCAGCAGCGUUAACACACUGUAUCUGGCUGAUGGGCGCGAAGCAUCAACUCCAAAAUAUAAUGUAGAACAAGACGUGGAAGCUUACUACGCGGUGGCGCAGGCGGCGACACCCGAUAAAGUCACCAUCGUCUAUUACAGGGGCCAUAUUGAUAUCACCACGGAAGGACCCAUUGGCAUGAUCGACCCAUCGCUGCUGCUGCGGCCGGAGAAGGUGUACGACGACAAGCCCAUCGACGCCUUCCGCGACUACUCCGUGGACGAUACCGAUCCCAUCAAGGAGCGCGUGCGCAGGACUUACUACGAGAUGCACACCAACAUGACUGUCGACUUUGUCAAGGCAAAGAUGGACAAAUGGCUGAAGUUCAACCACUUCAAGUCCACGGUGAAGGACGCACUGAUCAAGCUAAACGAGCUGGUGGACGAGUCAGACCCUGACUCCGAUCUGCCGAACAUCGUGCACGCUUUCCAGACGGCUGAACGCAUCCGCCAGGAGCAUCCGGACAAGGAUUGGAUGCACCUGAUCGGACUUAUCCACGAUCUUGGCAAGGUAAUGGCGUUCUUCGGUGAGCCGCAGUGGUGCGUGGUGGGCGACACCUUCCCCGUCGGCUGCAAGUGGGGCAAGAGCAUCGUCUACGGAGACGACAGCUUCAAGGACAACCCCGACACUUACAACCCUAAAUACAACACCGAGAGCGGCAUGUACAAGCCGAAGUGCGGGCUGGAGAACCUGACGAUGUCGUGGGGUCACGACGAGUACCUGUACCGCAUGCUGGUGCACAACAAGUGCAAGUUCCCCAAGGAGGGGCUCUACAUGAUCAGAUACCACUCGUUCUACCCGUGGCACGCGGGCGGCGACUACAAGCACCUGCUUGUCGACGGCGACAAGGAGAUCGAGAAAGCUGUCCUCGAGUUCAACAAAUACGAUCUGUACACAAAGAGCGCCUCAGUCCCAGACAUCGACGCGCUGUGGCCUUACUACGAGACGCUCAUCGAGAAAUACAUGCCCGGCGUUCUCGACUGGUAGACAAUAUGGAAACCUCUCCUGCCAUCAAACGACAAGCGAUAUUCACCUUUAGUGUAAGGCCUGAGUGGACGCUCGAGUUGGGCGUGCAGCAGGGCGGGACGUGCGUCGCUUGUGAGCCCGACGCCACGCUGUACGCCCCGCCGAACGCUCCGCUUCGAGCGAUCACACAGGCCUUAGUAUAAGAUGUACCAUUGUCCGAUUAGAAUUGACAAAAAUGUUUAAUGCUUGAUAUUUUUGCACUUUAACUUUUUUUUUUUACGUAAUACGAGAGUUAAGAGGCGGGCAAAAUAGCAGUCAAUUUUACUACCGCGUACCACGUUCCACGUGUUGCCUCUCUAUCGCACUUGUAAAUUCGUACGCAAGUGUGACAGGGAGGUAACAACUCAAACGUGGUCCGCGGCAGGCCCUCUGUUUAUGUUACGAAGAGGAUGGGAUUCGUUUUAAAAUUUCCGAGGGCAAUUAUAAUGAUCCGAAACUACUCUGUUUUUCUUAAUCUAUCUAUCGUCUAUCCUUCUCCUUUUCAUGCCUUCAGAAGAGUACCAGUGACGUAUUUUAAUGUAUAUAAUUGUAAAUAGACAUAAGAGGAUAAAUUGGCCAAUUUAUCUGAUCUGAAAUAAAUAUAAGUAACAACAGAA
Messenger RNA from Cydia pomonella (codling moth), 2451 nucleotides. RefSeq names its product inositol oxygenase. The record is from RefSeq and is a predicted model, not a curated record. Lineage: Eukaryota; Metazoa; Arthropoda; Insecta; Lepidoptera; Tortricidae. The transcript is spliced from 13 exons. Bases 308 to 1816 code for a protein of 502 amino acids. Gene Ontology annotation, biological process: inositol catabolic process. Gene Ontology annotation, cellular component: cytoplasm. Gene Ontology annotation, molecular function: hydrolase activity, hydrolyzing N-glycosyl compounds; iron ion binding; inositol oxygenase activity.